UACCCAUUCGUCCAAUUGUUCUGAGUAGGCAGGCGUUCUUUCUGUGUCAUAAGUCAUAUUUGUGCUUUCACCACGAAAACAUGGCGACAUUCGUUUGCCUGGUUGAAUUACACUGAGCACUGAGUAGUAUUCUUUCAGUGUAUAUUUUGUGGUGUUUUCAAAGCAUGAUCAUGGUGCUGGUGCUGGGUGAAAAUUUUGGUAACAUCUAGAAAAGCAGAAAAGUGUGGUUUACCUUUUCUUUAUAAACCUUCUCUUACUUCCCGUGAUUCUGCAUCUUCAGCUGAUUGACCUGCUGGACAGUAGUUCUUUUGAGUUUGAUAUAACGUUUAUUCAAAAUGAACACCGAAGAUUUUCCCGACGAAAGUGAUUCCAGUGAUGAAGAUUACAUUCCAGAUGAAAAACAAGAGGUAGUUUCAGAAGUUGAGUCAGAUGGUGACCCAGAAGACAACUUCUCUGAUCCAGAGGAUCUUAAGAAGAAUACGAAAGGGCGGAAGAAAGGAAAAACGAAGAAAAAAGAGACAGUGAAGAGUAAAGAAGCACAAUGUGGACAUUCUACUCAAGAUAAACAAGGAGAGUCAAAAAUAAAUGAAGAAAAAAAGAAGAAAGAAGAAGACCUUUGGGCGGACUUUAUGAAAGACACUGGUUUCAAGCCAAAAAAUAGGACUGUUGAUUCAACUUCCAGACAUGUUACUAGUACUUCAACAUAUAAUGAUAAAAAAGUGGUUAGUGCCCUUGAGAAGAAGCCAUUACAUAAACCAGUAGAGAAAGUAAAAGUUACACAAGUAUUUGAGUUUGCCGGUGAAGAAGUAACUGUAGAAAAAGAGGUUCCAGUUGAUUCUGCAGAAGCAAGGCUAUUGAAGGCUGCUGAUAAGGAAGCUCCAAAAACAAGUAAAGGAAAAAGAUCUGCAGGCCUAAGUGGCAUCAAUAAUGUAUUAAGUCAGCUGACUAAGAAGCCUAAGAUAAGUACCUUAGAGAAAAGCAAGCUAGAUUGGGAUAAGUUCAAAAAGGAGGAGAAUAUUGAUGAAGAGUUACAAACCUUCAAUAAAGGAAAGGAUGGGUAUCUAGACAGACAAGACUUUUUAGAAAGAGCAGACUUGAGGAGAUUUGAGAUAGAGAAAGAAAUACGCGCCAUAGAGAGAAGCAAGCGAUUUAGUAGCACUCUUUAAUUACACUUAUUAUGUGGAGUAUUUUAUGUAUUUAUUAUUCAUAUAUUUUUUACAUUCCCCAAAAACGCUCGUUUUUUACAAUGACAUUUAUAGCAUCAUCUUCCACUUGUCAAUAUUAAAAAUUAGUAUUGUUAGUUCAGACUGUUUCUUUGAAAAUAAUUACAAUACUCGCAAUAUACAAGCCUUAAACAUU
This is a messenger RNA of Acanthoscelides obtectus, 1359 nucleotides long. Lineage: Eukaryota; Metazoa; Arthropoda; Insecta; Coleoptera; Chrysomelidae. The record is from the annotation of a GenBank genome assembly.